This is a messenger RNA of Schistosoma curassoni, 2786 nucleotides long. The record is from the annotation of a GenBank genome assembly. NCBI's taxonomy places the organism in Eukaryota, Metazoa, Platyhelminthes, Trematoda, Strigeidida, Schistosomatidae.
AUAAAAUUGUCUAUCAAUCCUAAAUUCUUGAAUGGUUUUUUCUAAGUUUGUUACUGUUUGAAUAUGUACUGAUUGGUUUGCAUUUUGGUGAUAUUUCAUUUAACUUUGACUAUAAAAUGCAGAUUCCGUCCAUAUCCUCAGUUUAUCAAAUAUCCUCUUGUUUUUUAUAUUAUAUAUGAUCCUUGAGGUUUGAUUUAACCUGAAUUAAAAUAAAUAUUCCUGCAUUCAACUCAAAUAGAGCCCGCAGAAAUAGUAAUGUAUUGCAACACUAGUGUGAAAUUUUUAUUUAUUAGUGUUACCGUAAUUAAUUGUUACGUAGGGGCUCGAUACAUAACACUGGUCAUGUUAUUGAACUUUGUAAGAAUUUGGUAAUGGCUGUGUGAUUAUUUCAUUGUGGCUCAGUAAAUUGGUUUUCUUCGAAUUGUAAACAAAAUAUAUCGUAUCCUUGUUUUGUAUCUAAAGUUAUUGAGGAAUAACAGCAACAUGACCACCUUGAGUAUCAUGAUGAUAAGUUAUAUUAUUAUAAAAAUCUGGAAUAAAGCAUGAUUUCUGUGAUUACAUUCCAAUGUCAAACUGAUUCCCGUAACUCUGAAAGUAAUUAGUCACUAUUUAUCAUGCGUAACCAUUACCAUUUUUUCAUAUGAUGGGGUGAUCUACAGUAAUCUAUUUUUGAUUAUAAAUUGCAUUUACUUACGUUAGCUUUACCUCAAAAUAAUCGCAUCGACUUCUUUAUUAAUUAUUCCUUGUUUAAUAUUCCGUUUUAGUCAACUAUUUUGUAAACUAUUAAUCUCACUGAUCCCCACAAACGUAUUUCACUUUGAUAGUUAGCAUUUUAUAUCUAAAGUUCCAUGUAAAGACGACUGCUUAUAUUGAUGUUUGGACUAUGUAGAAUAUUAAGCCUAAUGGUUAGUCGUUUGAAACUAAUAUGUCUUGAUAAUAAUUCUCAUUGUUUUUGAUACACGAGAAUAAAUCAUAAUUAUCUUACAUACUUUGUCGGGCAAAUAAAAGUGAAAGCAGUAGUAGUAAAGUAUAGAUUACUUUUUUGUCACUGUUAAGACCGAUGAACUAUUGGUUUUCGGAUUUGACGAUGUUACCUUACAUUACGUGUUUUUAUAUUCAUAUAAUCAUGAUCUUACGUGACUUUUGUUUACUUGUGAAUCUGUCGUUAAUUUCAUAUUCUGUUAUACAUUAUAGUUGACAAGAUGCCAGAUUUGAGCACCAAUAAGAGUUCAACAAAGACUUUGAUAUCUGCAAAAAAGAACCCUCUCAAAAGUACAGACAAGGUUAACCACUCUUCAAGUUCCAGACAACACGACAGAAAAUAUUCCCAUUCUAAGAUUACUCGAAGUCCACCUAGGCGACGUGCUAGACGAAGUCGUACGUCAACAUCCAGUUCCUCAGAUUCCAAUUCCUCAUCAUCUGAUUCUGACUCAAAUGACUCUUCGGCAUCGGACUCCUCAAAUUCAUCGAAGGGAUCCAAAAAAUCUAAUCUUGUCCCAGCUUCGGAUACAAAAAACCUUAGUGAACGUCCUCAUCCACCUGGUCAGUCAAGUUCUAUCCAUUCUAAAGUAAGCGAUAAAACACAACAGAUGUCUUAUAAAUCAUCGGAACCUGGUGAUUCAAAGAAAAAAGUAGUCAGUGCAUUAACGUCUAAGGAUGAACUAAGCAAACCUGAGGGUAACCCAAAAUCAAAUUCAACAGAUCACUUAUUAAAAGUUCCAGAUACUUCAGCUGUUACUGGGUCGACACUUUCGUCUUCAGUGCAGGAUUCUGACGAUAAGGUUGCAGAGACAUCGAAAAAUAAGAAUCGGGAUAAAACAUCACAUAAUAUUGUAUCAAAGUCAAACAAGGAGAACAAUGCAGAAAAACCUCUUCCUAAUAACAAUUCUGCAUCCGAUAGUCGGUUUACUCGUGUACUUAUUGAGAAGUUGACUAAAAAUAUAACAAAGGUUCAUAUUCAGGAAAUAUUCUCCGUAUGGGGAGAAAUCCAUUCAGUUGAUCUUCCACCUGAUCGUAUUCACCCGGAAUUUAACAGGGGGUAUGGUUAUGUUGAGUAUGUCGAUUCCAAGUCAGCCAGUGAUGCAGUUAAUUUCAUGAAUGGAGGACAAAUAGAUGGACAAGAAGUAAGAGUUUCUGAAGUUCAUUCUCGAACGGCACACCUAAGUGAUCGUGCAGGCCGUUCAGAUGAACGAACAGGCUACAGAAAAAGAGGCCAUGAUUCAUCAAAGCAUGAACGUGCAAGGUCACAUAAUCGCGAAGGACAUACUUCAAAAACAUUUAAUGAUUCCACAGAACAUAAUCGUGUGAAAGAAGAUUCUGGUAAAAAACAUGCUUCUCACAAUCAUUUUCGAACUCAUGAUAGGCAAGAGCAUUCUCGAAUUCGAGAACGCAUUAGGGAUCGUGAACGUGAAAGAACACGUGGCAGUCGUCUAGAUAAUGAACUCAAAAGAAACCGACGAGGAAGCAGUGGCAGUCCAUUUGCAAGUCAUUCAACUAAUCGUCCUCGUUCUCCUCUUACGGGAUCACGUUACCGCAGACCUAGUCCUCCAAGCUCUCGAACUGGCCCUAAACGGCCUAGGUCCCAUAGUCCUAAAGCAAAAUUACAAUCAACUGCUGGUCGAGGUGAUAAAAAACCUGGAGAUGUUAACCGUCGUGAUAAGAAAGCAUCUUCCCGUUCAUCGUCUUCGUCUUCUUCCAACUCAGGAUCAUCUUCUUCCUCUUCAUCAAGUUCAAAUUCCGGUUCUAGUUCAUCCUCUAGUUCAAGUUCUUCUCGCUCACAUUCUUAA